This is a messenger RNA of Neocloeon triangulifer, 2365 nucleotides long. RefSeq names its product protein SDA1 homolog (gene Mys45A). Lineage: Eukaryota; Metazoa; Arthropoda; Insecta; Ephemeroptera; Baetidae. The record is from RefSeq and is a predicted model, not a curated record. Gene Ontology annotation, biological process: ribosomal large subunit export from nucleus; ribosomal large subunit biogenesis. Gene Ontology annotation, cellular component: nucleolus. The coding region runs from base 131 to 2320 and encodes 729 amino acids. The transcript is spliced from 15 exons.
CUCUCCCUUGUCUCUUGUGUUUUCAUUGCGGUCGUAGCACACGUGUUUCUGUUUUAUUACGUAUUACGUCUUUACGUACAAAAGUAGCCAAAUUUUCCCUAUUAAUUAUUGUUGGAAAAGUUCCAUAAAAAUGGUUCGGCGGCACAAUAAUCAGUUGCCAGAUAACAUUCCUCAGCUUCAAAACUUGAUAAAACGAGACCCUGUGUCCUACAAAGAUGAGUUUAUGCAGCAGUACCGGCAUUAUCAGGCCACACUUGAAGUCUUCAAGCUUCACCCUGAUCAAAAUGACAAAAAUCUGGAUGAAAUUGUCAUGUUUUUAGCCCAGGUUGCCCAAUGUUAUCCUGAUGUUCUAGAGGCUUAUCCACAAGAACUUGUUGAUAUUUUACAGUCCCACCACACUGUUCUAGAUCCAAAUAUGCGAAUGUCAUUUUGUAGAGCUCUUGUGCUGUUGAGGGGUAAAGGUCUUUUGUCUCCAACUGACUUGCUGUCACUUUUCUUUUCACUCCUGAGGUGUCAGGACAAAAACCUGCGGACCUUUCUGCAAACGCACAUCAUCAAUGACGUUAGUGGAAUCAAUGCAAAGCACAAGGAUGCAAAGCUCAACAGAACUUUGCAGAACUUCAUGUUUAACAUGUUGAAGGACAGCAACUCGAGGGCUGUGAAAAUGUCAUUAGAUAUUAUGAUUCAGCUCUACAAGAAGAACAUUUGGAAUGACGCAAAGACUGUCAAUGUUAUUGCCACAGCCUGUUAUUCCAAAUUUGCUAAGGUUAAAGUUGCAGCUUUGAAAUUCUUCAUUGGCAAAGAUCCAGAAGAAAAAGAAUCAGACGAUAGUGAUUCUGAUGAUGAUGAAAAAUUAACCACCAAAGAAGUCGUCAUGUCCAAUCGCUUCAACAAGAAAAGCCGGAAAAGGGAAAAGCAGCUCUUGAAAGUCAAGUCUUUGAUCAAGAAACAACAAAAGAAAAAGUCAAAAGCACCAAAUUUCAAUUUCUCUGCCUUGCAUUUGAUCCACGACCCACAAGGAUUUGCGGAGCAGAUUUUCAAAACUUUAGAACGAGCCAAUGAGCGUUUUGAGGUCAAGCUGAUGACCCUUGAUGUGAUUUCAAGAUUGAUUGGACUUCACCAGCUGUUCAUCUUUAACUUCUACCCUUACUUGCAGAGGUUUUUACAACCUCACCAAAGGGAGGUGACCAGGCUGCUUCAAUUUGUUGCUCAAGCUGCCCACGAACUUGUCCCACCAGACAUAAUUCAACCUAUUUUGAAAACUUUGGUCAACAAUUUUGUCACUGAAAGGAAUUCUUCGGAUGUCAUGGCCAUUGGGUUGAAUGCUGUUCGAGCAAUUUGCAGUCGGUGCCCCUUGGCAAUGGAUGAAGACCUGCUGCGCGAUUUGAUCGAGUACAGGAACUACAAGGACCGCAGUGUCAUGAUGGCCUCAAGAUCUCUGAUGGCGUUGUACAGACUCAACAACCCAGACAUGCUUAGGAAAAAAGACAGAGGUCGACCAACUGAAGCUACAAUUGAGCUGAAGCCAAGGAAAUAUGGUGAAAUGGACACCAAGGAACACAUUCCUGGAGCUGAAGUGUUGUUAGAUGAGAAGAAGAAGAAAAAAGGAAUCGAGGUCGACGAAGACGGCAGUGACAGUGAUGAUGGUGGUUGGGUCGAUGUUUCGGGUGAUGAAGCGGAAGAUUCAGAUGAGGGAAGUGGAGCUGAAGAAUGUCAGGAUGAGGAAGGAGAAGAUGACGAAGAUAGUGAAGGAGAUGAUGAGGAGUGUGAAGAUGAAAGUGAUGAAGACGAAGACAUGGAAGAUGAGGACGAAGAUGAGUCUGGAGGUGGAAAGUCUAAGAAAAAGAAGGAGAAGGAAGUGAAAACAAAGGACGAGGACAUUGAGGAAAAAUCAAAAAAAGCAGCAGAAGUUUGUUCGAUGAGGAUUCUCACUGACGAAGAUUUCAAAGCCAUUGAUGCUGCUCAAAUCAGAAAACAAAUUACUGUUGCAUCCAAGAGCAGGAAGAGGAAAAUUGCAGAUGAGGAUGUUCCCAAAGGUGAACUUGUAACCUUGGGUGAUAUUGAAAACAUCCACAAAAAACGGAAACAUGAUAAAGCGGCAAGAUUGGAAACCGUCAGGAAAGGGCAAGAGGGAAGAGAAAAAUGGGGUUAUCAAGACCGCCGUCAAAACCCUCACUCCAGCAAAACCAACACUGAGAAGAAGAAGAAUAAGGCCUUCAACAUGAUUAAGCACAAAAUUCGAGGCAAAGUUAAAAGGUCGUUCAAGGAUAAACAGAUUUCUUUGAGGAAUCAUUUGCUGAAGAUGAAAAGGUUGAAGUAAUACAUACCAGAUGUAUUAAAAUAAAACAUAGCUUUUGACUUACAA